Messenger RNA from Fonsecaea nubica, 2232 nucleotides. RefSeq lists its product as hypothetical. NCBI's taxonomy places the organism in Eukaryota, Fungi, Ascomycota, Eurotiomycetes, Chaetothyriales, Herpotrichiellaceae. The transcript has a single exon. Gene Ontology annotation, biological process: DNA-templated transcription. Gene Ontology annotation, molecular function: DNA binding; zinc ion binding. The record is from RefSeq and is a predicted model, not a curated record. The coding region runs from base 1 to 2232 and encodes 743 amino acids.
AUGCCGUGCCAGAACUGUCGGCUGUCCGCCACUGAGUGUGCCUAUUCUGGAAUCCGUCUUCCACGGGGUCGUCGUCCAGCAAAGGCGUCGCACAGGGCCACCGCCGCGAGCCGGUGUGGUAAUGAUGACUCGCGGACCAAUGCCAACAUCUCGACUUCGAUGAGCCUCCCCUCGCCUGUCGACAGCGACAUCGAAGUGCGACUUCAAAGCCAGGCACUCGAGCAACGUUGCAAAUUCCUUGAACACCAGCUCACGAGUCUUACGAGGCAAGUGGGAGGGAUUGACAAGACGGCCGACUCAACGUGCCCCAACGAAAAUUCCCACUACCUGUUCUCUUACAAGCGGUCAGCAAACCCUUCUCGCGCCGUACACGACGCACCGUACCCCGACACUUGUGCACGUUCUGAACCCAAGCGCACCCUUUCAUUUCUGGGCCAGUUUGAGGCCCUGGAAGAUGCUCUCGAGUCGGACUACAGUGCCCGACACGACAGGUUCAUCUCGAUCGAAUCGCCAGUUCCCGAUGCAGCACCCGCUCGCACCAUCACGAGCACGAUGAGCCCUCCUCAGCAUGGCCCCGAAAGAAGCGAAGGAGACGAAAUCAUGGCACAGACGAGGCUGGACGGGGUGGAUCAGAUGAGCCAGUGUCUUGAUACCUAUUUCGCGAGCGUCCAUUCAAGCUAUCCAUGCGUCAACGAGACUCAUAUGCGGUCGACGUUUGCCGCAUUCCUGGCCAACGACUCCAGUCACACAUCCCGAGAGUUUGCCAUGGAGGAGUUUGCAGCCCUCCUCAAUCUCAUCAUGGCAGUAGCGCAGGUGGCCUCUGACACCUCUUCUGGGAAUGAGGAUUCCGUCCCGGGGUAUCAACAAGUUUGUCGUGCCGAAAGACUACUGAAUCUUGCCGCGUGGCAGGACAAACCCAGUCUCACCACAGUACAGGCCAUGCUUGUCAAGAGUUUAUACUAUUUGUACACCUUGAAACUCAACGCCGCAUACGCCACGAUAGGAGCCGCCGUGCGCUUAUGUUUCUCUAUGGGACUGCACCGAGAAGAAGGCUGGGAGGAAGACUCGUUGGGCUUCUAUGAAAGGACAUAUCGUCAACGCACCUUCUGGUGUCUAUACUGUCUAAAUUCGGAAAUCGCUCACGCGCUGGCGGCGCCCGACUUAUUCCCUCUAUCGAGUUGUGACGUGGGCCUACCGGCAUGCGUGGACGACAGGAUGCUCUAUCCAGGCUGUUCGUCGCUGUACGAACUUCCCAGGACAUCACCCGUCCCGUAUCUGCUUGAGUCUGUCGAAUGGACAAAGUCGUGCUCCGAGAUGUGGGAUGAGCUGUACUCUCAUGUCACCGCAAGUAAGCCGAUCCCCUCGAACCUGGUUGCACGGCUGGACCACAAGAUCUUGCAGCUGUCGCAGCAAGCACCAGGUCAUCUUCAGUGGUCGGCGCUGUCGCGACGGGGGUCCGCGUGGGGACCUGAUGAACUUCCUGCCUUCGUCCAAGACCAGAGCCUGCGUCUCUAUCUCCUGGCCCGCAGUUCGCGGCUUCGUGCUCGACGACAAGAGUUGUUGAGUCUCAACCACAGGAGCCAGACGGGGACGGAGGCGGUCCAGAUUGCGGCCGAGAUCAUCACUGCGGUCGAGCUCGGCUGGUCAUCAACAAGCCAGUGGAAGCGUACCGAGCGGUACACCUAUGUGGUACACCUCGCCGAAGCGCUCCUCGGGUUGAUUUGCGUCACUUCGGCCCAGGACACGGGCGAUGCGUCUGGUCCACUCGCACAUGGGUUGUCAGUCGUGGACUUGUUUGAACGGACACUUCGGACUCUCGAGGACAUUUCCACCGGUUUCUAUACCGGAAGACAGAUUCUCCGUCUGCUAGAUGGACCUGUCCGCAUCGCUCGAGGUCGACAAGCCGUCCUUCGCCAGGAGGUUUCGUCCAGUGUAAUCCCGACGCCGACUUUACAAGCAUCGGGACCAGGACCAGGACCUGCUGCCCCAGACAAUCCCACUUUCCGAGAGGUCAGCAUGGCUUUGAAUCCGUCCUCUGCGGACCGCAGUCAGGGCCUGGCUUCUAGUCACCACAAUGACUAUCUCGCCGCCGACUGUGGCGUUGGCGGCGCUGAGGGCAUGGUUCCCGGCUUCGCGAAUCUCGGGCUGCCGAACUGGAACCCCGUCGGCUUUGGUGACGAUGUGCAUCAUGGCUGGCAGAGUUAUUCCUCCAUUCCCAUGACCUUGACAUAG